Messenger RNA from Babjeviella inositovora NRRL Y-12698, 2310 nucleotides. RefSeq names its product glycosyltransferase family 39 protein. The transcript has a single exon. Gene Ontology annotation, cellular component: endoplasmic reticulum; membrane. Lineage: Eukaryota; Fungi; Ascomycota; Pichiomycetes; Serinales. Bases 25 to 2271 code for a protein of 748 amino acids. Gene Ontology annotation, biological process: protein O-linked glycosylation via mannose. Gene Ontology annotation, molecular function: dolichyl-phosphate-mannose-protein mannosyltransferase activity. The record is from RefSeq and is a predicted model, not a curated record.
CUCUUUUCUUUCUCAACCAUUGCCAUGUCCUUGAAGUUUCGCGGAGCCUCGGAGGCGAUAGACGAGCAAGUUGAAACCAUCAUUGCCAAAACGUCCGGUUUGGACAUCGGGGAAGGGCUAGACGAAGUCGAGCCUGAGCCAUACUACUACGACGGUAUGAAUGAGGACACAGAGUACGAGCUUGCGCUCCUAGCGGCGCAGACAAACUACUCCAAGCUCUUUAUCCCGCUCUUAAUCUUCCUUGCGUCCUUCCUUGUCAGAGCGUACAAGAUCGGCUUGUCAAAGCUGGUUGUGUGGGAUGAGGCGCAUUUCGGCAAGUUCGGCGCAUACUACCUCAAACGCGAAUUCUACUUUGACGUACACCCACCGUUGGGAAAAAUGCUCGUGGCAUUUUCUGGCUGGCUCGCAAACUUUUCUGGAGAGUUUGAGUUUGACAGCGGUAGCAGCUUCCCAGACCACGUAGAUUUCAGAUCAAUGCGGCUCUUCCAGGCGGUGGUCGGUGGGUUGGUGCCGAUGUUUGCGUACUUGACGAUGGAAAACUUGCAGCUUGCGAGCGGGAAGUGGGCCAGCUGGCUUGUGGUCAUCAUGACCUGCUUCGAGACCCUUUCCGUGCAGUUGUCGAAGUUUGUGUUGCUUGACGCGUUGUUGUUAGCAUUCACCGUCAGCACCUUCUUCUGCAUGACCCAGGUGCACCGUCUCAGGGCCAGCGGAAAGGAGUUUACGUUUUCAUGGUACGCAUGGCUCGUACUUUCCGGUGUAUCCAUUGGCUGUGUGUGCAGUGUCAAAUGGGUCGGCUUGUUUGUGACCGCCACCUACGGCUGCUACGUGUUGUACGAUUUGGGGCGCAAGCACUUUGACCUCGGUCUCUCCCGGGCCCGCUACUACUCGCAUUGGGCGAUCAGGGUGGCCACGCUAAUCGUGAUUCCCCUCGUGGUCUACCUCAUCUCCUUCAAAUUGCACUUUAUGAUCUUGAACAAGUCGGGCACCGGUAACGGGUCCAUGUCGUCUUUGUUCCAGGCCAACCUCCGAAACACUGACAUCGACCUCACCGCCCCUAGAUCCUUGGCGUUGGGCUCCGCCGUGACCCUCCGCUCGCACGGUCUCUCGUCGAACCUUCUCCACUCUCACCAACACCUUUACCCGGAAGGCUCCAAGCAGAGACAGAUCACCACGUAUGGCCACAAGGAUGAAAACAACGUGUGGAUCGUGUACCCGCCGCACCAGGAGUUUGACGGCUUACCGACAACCUCGCUCAUCCAGGACGGCCAGGUCAUCCGCUUGGUGCACAACUCCACCGGUGGAAACCUUCACUCGCAUCCUAUCAAGGCGCCCAUGUCUAAGAGCUCGUACGAAGUGAGUGGCUACGGCGACAGAAACGCCUUCAAGGAUGGGAACGACUACUGGGUGGUGGAGAUCGUAGAACAGUUGCAGGAAGACGAUACCGCGUUCCACCCGCUCUCCACUAACUUCCGCUUGAGACACUUGGAAAUGGGCUGCUACCUCGCCACUACCGGCUUGGCGUUGCCAAAGUGGGGGUUCGACCAGGGUGAGGUGGUCUGCAAGAACUCCUGGAUCUCCAGAGACAAGGCCACGUGGUGGAACGUCGAGCUGCACGAGAACCUGGUGCUUCCGCUGGUCCAGGACUACAUUCCACCCAGCUCACGCUUCUUUAAGGACUUUGUGCUCUUGAACUUUGCGAUGAUGGCGUCCAACAAUGCCUUGGUGCUGGAUCCGAACAAGAACGAUGACUUGGCGUCCUCCUGGUGGCAGUGGCCGUCCGUUAACAUUGGCUUGCGCAUGUGUAGCUGGAGUGCUAAGUCCGUGAGAUACUACAUGUUGUCGCAUCCCUUCACGACGCUUGCUUCAACUGCUUCCUUGGGUGUUUUCUUGGCCAUUGUCGCAUCCAAGAUCUACAAUUACCAGAGACAGCUGCUCCGUCUCGACAAUGUCCAGUUUGAGCAGUUCUUGGUGGGCGGUGUGUUCCCGUUCUUGGGCUGGCUCUUUAACUUUUAUCCGUUCGCUAUCAUGGGCCGAGUCACGUACGUGCACCACUACCUUCCAUCGCUCUACUUUGCCACCUUUGUGUUGGUGUUUGUCUUGGACUACUUUGUGGGCCACACGCACUAUGUGAAGCCUCCGGUCUAUUUGGCGUUAUACGCCACUACGAUCGGGUUCUACUGGCAUUUUUCACCGUUUGUCUACGGCAUGGAGGGCGACCACAACCAGUACCGGUAUCUUCAAUGGUUUUCUAAGUGGCACAUGCUCCACUAGUUGUAUAUAGUGUAUUUAUUGGCCGUAACCCGCUUGAUU